Messenger RNA from Ostrea edulis (European flat oyster), 4595 nucleotides. RefSeq names its product von Willebrand factor D and EGF domain-containing protein-like. Bases 134 to 3328 code for a protein of 1064 amino acids. The transcript has 19 exons. Lineage: Eukaryota; Metazoa; Mollusca; Bivalvia; Ostreida; Ostreidae. The record is from RefSeq and is a predicted model, not a curated record.
UUUGCGAAAAAUUGGCAUCCGCACUGCAUGGGUUAGAAUACUGAAUAGAAUAUUCAAAUGAUUACCCGAUCGAUACGAUUUAAAGAGUACUUCAUUAGAAUCUAUCUGCAUACUAACAUAACAUAACAACUUAAUGAAAAUGAUUGGGCUCGUUUUCUUGCUUCUCCUCCAGGGAUCUUAUGGAUGGCAAAGCUUGUUCGAACCCGAUCCGUGCACGUCAGAGGAUACAUCUACAGUAAUAAUCGACGAAGAAGUGUCGUGUAUCAAGAUUGUUGACAUGUCUAAUUUGUCCUUCAUCUGGAUCCGCCCCCAGCUCUCAGAUGGACGCCCACUUGUACUCUCUGAUGAAUGUGCCUGCUCCUCUGGUUGUUCCUUCGUCUUAAACGACACUCUUCCAACCAAUGGGACGCAACUAGUGAGCAUUCGUUCGUCAUGCUAUGGGUAUUGGUAUUCGAGUGUUAGAAAAUGUGACGGAUUCUUCAUCUUCUCCGUUGACGCCAUUGCAUAUUUCGUGCGGUGGCUUUACUAUGUCGAGAUGGAAGCAUGUUUUGCUCCUUACCGCGGUUCCUGUCAGAAAUCGUCGAAUAUAACAGAUAGCGACCUCCACGUGUGUCCGGAAGUGAGAAGUUUCCACGAGGAGACCGAGGACGGAUCAGCCAUGGAGGCCAUCUUUAAGUGUCUAUUCCAACCAGUUCCUGGAAACGUAGAGUAUGAUGUAGACUGGUACAUUGAUGGGACACUGGUGAAUAACGCCAGAUUCUCUAGGGUCAGUUACAGCAACAUAAACGACACCGCACUCCGCCCACGACACUGGACCAACAACUUCACUAUGAGUUUCCAGGUCUCUUGUGCUGUAAAGUCACGUGAUACAAUUUCUGGAAACCAAGGGGAUUUUCAGGAAAGUUAUCCAUACUUUGCUGGCAUUAAGUCAGAUCACCUUCAGUAUUCAGUGAUUGAGGGGGAGACAAUUCAAAUCGGUCUCCAGGCAACAGUUCCAUUCAGUUGUCCUCCAGUUUUGAGUGACGCAAUGAAAGCCUCUCAUUGUAAUUUCCAAUUCUACAUCUGGACCCCAGGAGAGGGACAGUGUGUGAAUGGACAGACCAACAACGGAGUUGCCUUCAAGGAUAACCCCUGUGGAAUUGUAUUCGGCUACAAGGACAGAAGGACAUCUCUCAGUGUUACCGGCUAUAUUGACGGAUUGGUCAAUUUCAGAGAGAGAAGAUCAAUCUUAAAAGUGGUCUCCACUCGAAAUCCUAUGGACUCAUCUGGGAUAUGGGAUGAUGUGAAGAUCCCGGAGAUUACAGUUAUUGUGAAAGACAAAGACAUCCUAGUGUCUGGUAAAUUCUGUGCUUCCUAUACAGAUCCACACCAGAGGACGUUUGACGGGAAGUACUUUUCCAAUCAACGGGCUGGGGAAUUCCUGCUGUACAGACACAAAACCUUACCUUACACGGUGCACGUGUUGUUUUCCGCAUGUGUUUGGGGACGCGCCACGUGUAAUUGUGGCAUAGCCAUCAGAAGUGGCGGAAGUCUCUUUUCAGUCCGCACUUGCACCGAAGUUUCUACAACUUGGACUAAGACGUUGUCAGUUCCAGAAGAGAAAAAUGACAUAUGUAACGAGGAUGAUAUGCGUAUCCAGAAAUACUGGCGCUAUUAUACGGUAACGUUUCCGAGCGGCACCGUGGUAUCGUUUUCGGUGUCCUGGUGGAGUAGCUGGAUCGGCAGUAUUCGUAUCCGAGCCUCUGUUUCUGACAUCGGAAAUACAGAGGGGCUGUGUGGACUUCUUAAUGAUGAUGUCACCGAUGACUUCAUUCCUAAAAAUGGACAAAGUGCGACUGAUACGGAUAGAUUUGCAGAAUCAUGGAGAAUUCCAAUGAAUUCUCUGGAUGAAAGUCUAUUUGUGAAGAAUCCAAAAAUCCUGAGCGAGUCAUAUUCCUACACUACAGACAGCAAUACAGACAAUGAGAACUACUGCACGUGUCCCUCCGAUGAGCCUGUGAAUUCUUAUAGUCCGGACUUUGAGACACGUAAUCAGGCCCACUGCAACCAGACGACACCAAGCUCUGUGUGCGGAAGUCAGGUUUCCAUGGUGACGGAUAUAUCAUCGUGUACAACCUCUAAGCAUCGACGGAAACGUUCGGUUGAUUUGGACGAUAUUGGAGACGCCACGACGUUAACAUAUGCUACCGACUUCGAUGAAACAGCCGUUUUCAAUGCGAGUGACUGGAUCAAUGGUUGGAACGCAACAUCGGCCAGGAAGUACUGUGAAGACGCUUUCACCUUUGACCCCGCCGUCCAGACCUGUAAUGAACUUGUCAACAUAUCUGCAGAAUCCUACAUUGACAGCUGCGUAGAGGAUAUCAAGAUGUCCGGUAACACAACUUGGGUUGAGGAUACAUUGGACACACUUAAAGGGGCGUGUCUUACAGAGGCCCAAAAGCAGGAGGUGUUUUAUACUAACUCCUCCUCUAACUCCUCCGAAGAGCUGUCAAUCAUCCAACUGAUCACGGCCCAACUUUGCCCCGCAAACUGUUCGGGAAACGGACAGUGUAAAGAAGCCAUGUGUUCCUGCAAUGAUGGAUUCAUCGGAAGUGAUUGCUCUGUCCGGGAGUUCAUGCCUCCUACCGAAUUUUUCUUGCCAUCGAGUGGAGUGUGUGACACAAGACAACGGUUAUGUCAGCAUACCAAUAUUGCUGGGAAAUUCUACUCCGAAAACGUGGUCGCCAACUUCACAUAUUUUAAGGUAGGAGAAACGGAAUCUUCUAACCCUUUCUCCGUGAUGCAGAAUGCAACGUUUCGUCAUUUUAACCUGAUAACUGUGACGUUGCCGGAAAUCCCUGUAUCCUCUCGACGUCGACGCCGUUCGGUGAUGGAUGGUGUACACGGUUGGAAUAUCACGCUGAGUUAUGAUGGUAAAACCUUCAGUGAUCACGUGACUCUACUAGUGUAUGACAGUCAGCAAUACUCCUGUGACACACAAACUCUGGUCUGUCAAAAAUUGAUAAGUGAGAGCAAUUCACCGUCCUCCACGUCAGAUGCCGCUGUACAAGUCCCCGUUAUUGCUGGGGUUGUUGUUGGAGUCGUUAUAGUAGUUGUUAUCGGGAUCCUUAUUGUGCUCAUUAAAAAGAAAAGAAUUCCCGAGGGUCGAGCUCAAUCUGUAAUAGGGAUACAGAAAGAUGAACAUAAUACAAGCUACGACACAGGGACUGAAUUCGUUGGAGAUAGUGACUACGGACCGGUCAUUCCGUCCUUACCUCCGAUUCACUAUGUACCCCAACAGAAACGGACUGGAACAAAUAUAUCUCUGCAUUUUGAUAAUAAAGAUUAAAUGAAUUGUUCAUAUAUGAAAAUGAGAUUAAAAUUAUUAUCUCCGAAAGCGUUAGUAAAUAGGGUAAUUAUAUUAUACGAACUCUUCAUAGUGAUUUUCACUCAAGACAAUGCACUUAUCAUCUCAUUUUAUACUCAAAUGUACAUUACGAUGAAUGAACAAUGAAUUUCGCGUGUGACGGAAAUAAAACUGUAGUAUGCCAUACUAUACUCUACGUACAUCCAGAGAGAGAGAGAGAGAGAGAGAGAGAGAGAGAGAGAAUACAAUACAUAAACACUUAAUUUGGAGAAUAUACAUGUAUAUUCCAACAUAAUUUUACUAUGAAAAGUAGCUAAGUACUUCGGUACUAUCUUGAAAAUACGGAUGUAUAUUUAAUUGCUGUUAUAAAAUUUAGAAAUUCAUUUCAAAAUUAAGGAUUAUCUCCCUCACACAUAGCUCUUAUCCUUAAACGAAUUUGACUCCACUUUUUUGGCACACCAUUUUUCCCUAUAAUAGCUCUAAAACUUCAUUCUUAUUUCAGAUUUCAAACAUUUUGGUUGAGCAUCAAUGAAGAGACAUUAUUUGUCGAAAUGCACAUCUGGUGCAUCAAAAUUGGUACCGUAUAAGUUUUACAUGAGCUCGAAAUAAACGACACCAGAGUCGUCCACUGCUGCUUCAUACUUGGAUAUUUUAUUGAAAUUAGACAUUAACGGCAAAUUAACUGACAACUCAACUGUAUGAAAAACGGGAUGAUUUCAGCUUCUCCAUCGUCAACUUCCCAUAUUUAUGUAGCAAUAUUCCAUUAUCACUUGCAUAUGGUGUUUAUAUCUCUCAACUGAUUCGAUACGCAAGAACUUGUUCAAUCGGUAUGAAACACGUCAGGCAGCAUUUGACCCCAUGAUAGGUUGUAUUGAGAAACUAGAUCAUUAUAUAACGACCAUAGAAUUUACAAAAUGCUGACUUCAAUCGAGACUGUUGAAACCCUUGUACCAUCAACUUGUUUGUCAGUAGCUUGCCUCGAUUCAAAAACUGAUCAUGCGCAGAACAAACUCUUGCGUAUCGAAUCUGUAUAACAUAAUACAGUUUAAUUAAAAGGUUAAUGAAACACACACACACACACACACACACACACACACACACACAUAUAUAUAUAUAUACUUUUCUAUUUUGGUUAUCAUGUGUACACGUACCUAGUUUUUCUUGUUUGUAUGUAUCUCUUAUUAUAUCGAUGUCAAUGUAUUUUCUCUGUAAUCUCCUAAGGGGGAAAAUAAAGUAUGAAUGAAACGAU